CAGCCACGAGACAAUGCAGGUUAUUUUCUUCACGGUCUUCUCCGUGGCACUAGCUUCGGGCUAUAAUAUUACCAUCCAGGAAAGUCAAGUGUCUUCAGGACUGGACAUUACCUGCACCGUCUCUGAUGAGACAGGAAAGAAUAUAUCUCACGUGAUCAGUAUGGUUAUUUCAAGGGGAGAUAAUACGCUUGGCUCUAUCUCCUCAUUUGACAAAUUAAAUCCGAUUUCACAUGUUCAGGGCGGCACUGUGUCUGGUAUCAUCCGUGACGAUGCAGCCUCAGAGAGUUCUUUGGGCAUCCACUGGGAAAACAGCGAUCCAAGCCUAACAGGAAUGUACACAUGCGAGGCCAACGCUGUUGGGAAGGAUUACCUCCCCGUGGUGCUGACGUCCAGAAAGCUGAUCACGAUCAAGGAAGUGGAGCCACGUGUCAUUGCACACCCGGGGGUUAUCCAGCUUGGGUUGACGAGAGAAUUCCAACUGACAUGUACACUGGCCGACCCGGCCUCAGUGAAUGUAAGUAACUCGAUAUCAGUAACCUUAUUCCGGAUCCAUGGCCAAACGGAGCAGGUUCUGUCUUCAGUGAGUGUCUUUGAACAAGCUGCUCUCAAGCCGGGUGUCACUGGCGCUAUAGUCGAAGGUCAGAUAGGAACAGGUCAGAGAUAUUCCUCUACCUACCUGAAGAUGUCUUGGGUCUAUCCGGACUCACACGUAGCUGGAAAAUACAUUUGUGAAAUAACAGGAACUGACUCUAGAGGAAAGCCCGUGUUGAUAAAGAAUUCCGCCACCGUGACGACACUGGAAUCUCCUCGAGAACAACUGGUGGAAAAGAUUAAUGACCUGUACUCUAAGCUGCAGCAAAAAACUGAACAGCUAGAUCAACUCGAGAACAAUCCUGUUCUUUUCCCCAAAAUUAGCAGAUGUGACGACCUUCGUCUUACGAAUGGGACGCAGAUUGUGAGUUUGUUCCCUCCAGAUAACCAAAGCCAUGUUAAUGUCGUCUGUCAGUUCGACAGCCCUAAUUCCACGCCUUGGACUGUUUUCCAGAAGCGCUAUGACGGGAGCGUUGACUUCUUCAGAAAUUUCUCUGACUACGAAAACGGGUUUGGGAAUACGACGGGAGAGUUCUGGAUGGGUCUCAAGACGUUGAGGCGACUAGUACAGAGCGGAGACUACGAGCUUCAAAUAGAUUUGGUCAGCAAAAAUGGAGUUUCUUACACCAGGAACUACCCACAUUUCAGCAUCGGUCCCGGUCCGGGAUACCAACUCACAGUCAGCGGCUAUGAUGACAAUGGGAAAGGCCUGUCAUACCAUUCAGGAAGCGAUUUUUCCACUUUCGACAAAAACCCAAAGUGUCCCAAUCAAGCUCACGGGGGUUUCUGGUACAAGGACUGUUUCUACGUGAAUCUGAACGGUCUAUGGGGAGUGGACGGAUUCAAGAGUAUCGCAUGGGUUGAGAUACACGACAGACAUGAUUUUUGGUUUAAGAAAACCACCAUGAAAUUCAGACCUAUUCCAAAGUCGACGUAGAAUUUGAGUUUGCUAUCAACAACUUGAUUUCCUACAUUAGGUUUACUUAGAAGAAGCCAUUUACAACACGCAGGACCGCACAAAGUCUUCAUUGCCGUUACUUAUCUUUUUAAAAAUGGAUAAGAACGUGUAGUGUCUUGGUCAUACGAUCAUGGUCAGACAACCAGAUAACAACUGAAAUAAAGUUAGUCUCAAGAUUUUACUUCCGUUCCUUCGUUAUUGUUCUAGUC
Aplysia californica (California sea hare) is the source of this 1758-nucleotide messenger RNA. Its product is annotated as fibrinogen-related protein 1. The record is from RefSeq and is marked provisional. NCBI's taxonomy places the organism in Eukaryota, Metazoa, Mollusca, Gastropoda, Aplysiida, Aplysiidae.